This is a messenger RNA of Triplophysa rosa, 7338 nucleotides long. RefSeq names its product ADAM metallopeptidase with thrombospondin type 1 motif, 6 (gene adamts6). Lineage: Eukaryota; Metazoa; Chordata; Actinopteri; Cypriniformes; Nemacheilidae. The record is from RefSeq and is a predicted model, not a curated record. Gene Ontology annotation, biological process: proteolysis; extracellular matrix organization. Gene Ontology annotation, cellular component: extracellular matrix. The transcript has 25 exons. Gene Ontology annotation, molecular function: metalloendopeptidase activity. The coding region runs from base 611 to 3961 and encodes 1116 amino acids.
AUGAGCACGAGAGCAAGCAAUAAAGCAAAAAGUUAAACAUGAGUUGAGUUACAGAGGCGCACAUACUUUUUUCAUAUUUUGGAGAUGAGUGCAUGGAGUUAUUAUUUUUACCCUGUCUCUCCCAUUGCAUUGCUAAUGCGAUAGGCUCUCGAGGAGGCUUUUUUGUUUCUGUACAAGGACACAACUACAUUUGUUGGCAUGAGACACAGGAUGGCUUGAAGCGAAAGAAGCGAUUUACUGAAGAAUGCAUUGAAGUGGACUGACUCAAAUGCAGAAGAUUGCUACUACUCGGUAUUUAUUCAACCAAAAAGAUGAAAACGGCAAACCAAUGGAUCGUUCGGGACAAGCCCCCAACAUAGAUCUGCCACUUUGGAAUAACAUGAAGAGCGUUCUUAUGUAUCCGUCCACAUCUCAUGGCUGACACGGGUACAGGCUCGAGACCUUUCUGGAGACCUUGAGAAGCCAUUGAAACCCGGGAUUAAGCGCGGACUCAGACUUGAAUCGAGGAUGCUUAUCGCGGUGCAACGCUGGAUUGAUCAUAUUGCUUUAAUCCAUUUGUAGCCUCCCCGACACCCCUACCCCCCACCCCAUGUCAGAUCUUCUCUAAAUUAUGGAAAUUUUUUGGAAGACGCUGACUUGGAUAUUUAGCCUGGUCUUGGCCGCUGCUGAACCUCAGAGCCUUUCAUACAACACUCAAGCGGAAUUCCUGUCCACGCUGGAGCACUACCAGCUAAUGGUACCUGUGCGGGUAAACCAGAGGGGCCAGUUUAUGAGUUACACUGUGAAACAUUACAUGCCCGGUCGGAGGCGACGGGGAUUGGACCAGGCUGAGCCAGACCACAACGAGAACAGGCUUUUUUACAAACUCUCAGCCUAUGGCAAGCACUUUCACCUGACUCUGACACUCAACCCCGACCUGGUUUCCAAACAUUUCACUGUAGAGUACUGGGGCAAGGACGGAGUGGACCGGCAGCAUUCAGCGGUUGAUAACUGCCACUAUGUUGGAUACCUACUGGAUCAGUAUAGCACUACACAAGUGGCACUGAGCAACUGCAGGGGCUUGCAUGGUGUCAUAACCACAGAGGAAGAGCAAUAUUUAAUAGAGCCAUUAAAAAACAUAUCCGGAAAUCUCAGCGAUGUCAACCACGAGGAAGGACAACCGCACGUUAUUUAUAAAAAGUCUUCCAUCCGUUCUCCGCAAGAGCGCGGCGAGGCGUUCGGCUGCGGCGUCUCAGACCUCACAAAAAACAGGACGCCCUGCUACCAAACAGGUCCCGGUGCAAACCUACAUCGCCCGGUCUCAGACGGUGACCCGACGGGAUCCCGUCGCCAGCGCCGUUCUGUCAGCUCCGAACGUUUCGUGGAGACCCUAGUAGUGGCUGACAAAAUGAUGGUUGGCUACCACGGACGCAAAGACAUCGAGCACUACAUCCUGUCCGUGAUGAAUAUUGUUGCCAAACUUUACCGUGAUGCCAGCCUAGGAAACGUUGUGAACAUUAUUGUAACCAGACUGAUAGUCCUGACUGAAGAUCAGCCCAACUUGGAGAUAAACCAUCAUGCAGACAAAUCCCUCGACAGCUUCUGUAAAUGGCAGAAAUCCAUUCUUUCUCAUCAGGGGGAUGGAAACAGUAUCCCGGAGAAUGGGAUUGCCCAUCAUGACAACGCCGUUCUCAUCACAAGAUAUGACAUCUGCACCUAUAAGAAUAAACCCUGCGGUACACUUGGUUUGGCGUCCGUAGCGGGGAUGUGUGAGCCAGAGAGAAGCUGCAGUAUAAAUGAAGAUAUAGGCCUCGGUUCUGCCUUCACUAUUGCUCAUGAGAUCGGACACAAUUUUGGGAUGAACCACGAUGGGAUUGGAAACUCCUGCGGAACUAAAGGUCACGAAACAGCCAAGCUGAUGGCGGCCCACAUCACAGCCAACACCAACCCCUUCUCCUGGUCGGCCUGCAGCAAAGACUACAUCACCAGCUUUCUGGACUCAGGUCGGGGAACGUGUCUGGACAAUGAACCUCUGAAACGAGACUUCCUGUACCCUACGGUGGCUCCAGGGCAGGUGUACGAUGCAGAUGAACAGUGUCGUUUUCAGUAUGGUGCCUCCUCCCGUCAGUGCAAGUAUGGGGAAGUGUGUAGAGAGCUCUGGUGCCUUAGCAAAAGUAAUCGCUGUGUCACCAACAGUAUCCCAGCGGCAGAAGGAACCUUGUGUCAGACCAGCAGCAUUGAAAAAGGGUGGUGCUAUCAGGGCGAGUGUGUGGCGUUUGGGACGUGGCCGCAGAGCGUAGAUGGAAGCUGGGGUCCGUGGACCACCUGGGGCGAGUGCAGCCGUACCUGCGGCGGUGGCGUCUCCUCAUCCAUGCGACAUUGUGACAGCCCACCGCCCACGGGUGGAGGGAAGUACUGUCUCGGAGAGAGGAAGCGCUACAGAUCGUGUAACACCGACCCUUGUCCAGCCGGAUCACGUGACUUUAGAGAGAAGCAGUGUGCCGAUUUCGACAACAUGCCUUUCCGUGGGAAGUACUACAACUGGAAGCCAUACACUGGAGGUGGAGUGAAGCCGUGCGCGCUAAACUGUCUGGCCGAAGGCUACAACUUCUACACCGAACGUUCUCCCGCUGUCAUCGAUGGCACGCGAUGCCAGGCCGACUCUCUGGACAUAUGCAUCAAUGGAGAGUGCAAGCAUGUUGGCUGUGAUAACAUACUGGGCUCGGAUGCCAAGGAGGACAGAUGCCGUGUGUGCGGUGGGGACGGGAGCACGUGUGAGGUCUCCGAGGGCCUGUUCAAUGACUCGCUGCCCAGAGGAGGUUACAUGGAGGUCGUCCACAUACCAAAAGGAUCCGUUCACAUUGAAAUCAUGGAGGUGGCCGUGUCAAAGAACUACAUUGCUUUAAAAUCAGAAGGGGAUGACUAUUACAUCAACGGGGCCUGGACCAUCGACUGGCCCCGCAAAUUUGACAUCGCAGGAACUGCCUUUCAUUACAAGAGGCCGACCGAUGAACCCGAGUCACUCGAAGCUUUAGGAGCCACCACAGAAAAUUUAGUUGUUAUGGUGCUACUACAGGAACAGAACCUGGGCAUCCGCUACAAGUUCAACGUGCCGAUCCAGCGGACGGGAAGCGGUGACAAUGAGGUGGGCUUCUCCUGGCAUCACUUGCCCUGGUCUGAGUGCUCAGCCACUUGUGCGGGAGGGACUCAGAAGCAGGAGGUGGUUUGUAAAAGGCUGGACGACAGCUCGGUGGUCCAAAACAGCUAUUGUGACCCGGACAGCAAACCUCCAGAGAAUCAACGACCCUGUAAUAUUGAGCCAUGCCCUCCUGAGUGGUUUAUAGGUGACUGGUCUGAAUGUGCGAGAACCUGCGAUGGAGGCGUCCGUACACGUACCGUCUUGUGUAUACGUAAAAUCGGACCCACCGAGGAAGAGACUUUAGAAGACAGUCACUGUCUGACCCAUCGACCAAUCGAACAAGAGUCCUGCAACAAUCAGUCCUGCCCACCCCAGUGGGUGACUCUGGAUUGGUCAGAGUGUACCCCAAAAUGUGGUCCUGGCUUCAAGCAUCGCAUUGUUCUGUGUAAAAGUAGCGACCUGACCAAAACCUUCCCACCCGCCCUCUGUUCUGACCACAACAAACCUCCGGUCCGUAUACGCUGUAGCCUCGGACGCUGUCCGCCACCACGCUGGAUUCCUGGAGAAUGGGGACAGUGCUCUGCUCAGUGUGGAUUGGGCCAACAGAUGCGGACCGUUCAGUGCGUGUCAUACACGGGGCAACUUUCCAAUGAGUGUCCCGAAUCUCUGCGACCCAACACAAUGCAACAGUGUGAAAGCAAGUGCGACGCCACGCCCAUCUCCAACGGUGACGAGUGCAAAGACGUAAACAAGGUGGCAUACUGCCCAUUGGUGCUGAAGUUCAAGUUCUGCAGCCGUGCGUACUUCAGGCAGAUGUGCUGCAAGACGUGCCAAGGACAUUGACCCUACGAGAAACAAAGACAGAUGCUGGAAAAGAAAGGAGAGGGAGAGAAAACGGGCAGAGAGAAAAGCAGACCAGCGUCGGGCACGGAGACGGCCUCUCUCUCUCUCACAGACACUCAAACAAACACACGACUGCUUUGAUAGCCCUGUGGAACUCUAACCACUGCUCAGCGCUGCGCUGACAACCCUUGUUUUAUUUUCACUUCUGUGAAGUGGGAAUGUAUAAAAUGAUCAUUAUUGUUGUUAUUUUUAUAAUAAUAAUAAUAAUAAUUGCUAUUGGUUAUUAUUAUUAGCAAUGUUUUUCUGUUGUUGUAAUCCUAAGUGCUGGACACGUCAAUCGCAGAGGCGGCACGGCAGAUAUACAUCAAGGUGUGCACGAACAGGUCGAUUCUGAGAUUUACCCGUGGGUCUCACGUACCCAUUGGGGCUAUUAUAAGCAAAUAUGUAUCAAUUCUUUACAUUUUAACAGUAUAGAUUGUGGAGAUGGGGUGAUGCAUGAUCUGUCUGAAAGUGGACGGAGAUGCCUGACCAACUCGAUAGGCAUGCAGUAUUGAAAUCAACGACUUGGAACUUUAAUGUUAUUACAAAUUAUGACACAUUUGUUGGACAGAAAGUUUCAGGAAAAGUGACUAACAGUGCAUUGAAGGUAUAGUUCAUACGUUCACAUGGAAUUAAACCCAUGACCUUAGCGCUGCUAGCAACAAGCUAAACUUGUUGAUCUAGACAGCCCUAGUUGCCAGAGUUUUGACAAAAUCUUUCCAAAAUAAGAUGGGCCGAAGAAAACAAGGUUGAAUACUUAUGGUGCUUAUCCUGAAUUAGUGCUGGAGAAAUCGCAAUUGUUUUAAAACAAAUCACAUGACCACGGGCCAAAGAAUUCCACCAUUGUCUAAAACUUGAACGAUCAGGUCAUUUUAGCUCAAAUGGGACGUUUCUACCAUUGUGUCUCUAGAAUUAUAAUGCACACUUGAGACAGACAUUAAUUGCGAUUCUGCCUCUAUGGAUCUAUUCUCCACCUUAAAUUCUGCGCCUUUGACAUCCGAACGUCUUUUUUGCGGUCUGCCGUUAUCGUCUUCACAUAAAAUCCGUGCCGCGACCGCGGUCCAACGCAUUAAAUGCAGUAAACACAGACAGUUUAUCAGCACGUGGAUGACUUGCUCGAAGAUCUCCAGGUCUGAUGCCGAUGCAUUAGCCGAGUCAUUGUUGGAUGUAAUAGUGAAGUGAAGGGCCAGACCCCACGGAUCCACUGUGCCGUCGACUACCUCCAGAACACCCCCUCCUCAACCUCCCAUGAGAUCUAACCCACAGUCUUGAUCAGAGAUGUCCACGAACCCUUUACUCUCACUGGUGCUUUUUAUCUAGCAGUGGACGAUUGUUUUUUCUUUUGCUCACAUUCGAAUGGCCAGCUCAUCUGGCCUAUGGUGCUACAAGAUGCGUUCUGCGUAAGUCGGUUGAGCAACUGAUGGCAAAUCGAGGACGGUUCCAAAACCUAGCGAGCUGCCUAAGCAGGCAGCAUCACGAGGCAAGCAAAGGUAAAAAGAACGUCAUGUAGUUGUGCUGUCUUCUAAGACAGCAUGGCCACAUUUUGAGACAAAAUUUCAAGUACUGUUUGAAGUGUGCGGUUAAAGAAAUCCCAGGAUUCAUUUGGAUCAGAAAGGAACAGAAUCAAAGUAAACAACAGCCCCCAAAAAAUGUCAGAAUGUAUCAUGCUAAAAAUGAAAAUAAAAGUCUUUUGAAAAAUUUAGAAGACCAGCAUCAGUUUCUGAUCCGUGUUGUCUUGCUGGUUAGACGAAUUCAAAUGCCUGACACGCACCCGUAAAAUUCAAUUCAAUUUUAUUUAUAUAGCGCUUUUCACAAUGUGCAUUGUUCCGAAGCAGCUUUACAGGAGCAAAACAGAAAAACACAGAAAAGGUCAAACACAGCACAGACCAAAAUUGACCAUGGUUUUAUUAUAGUAAAAGUGUGGAAGCCAUGUUUUUGUUGCCGGAUUGAUUACCAUUGGUAUUACCAUAGUUUAUCUACAAAUAUUAUGGUUAAAUACAUUUUAUUUAUUAUUUCUAUUUUAGUAAAACCAUGGUUCAUUUAUGUAAGGGUUUAACAGUGACUUAUUUUUCAUUAUAUUAUUUUUCAUUACCAUUAUUAUUUUUUUUUCUUUUGUUCUAUUCUAUUAUUUAAUUUCACUUUAUUAUUUUAUUUUAGUAAAACCAUGGUUAAUUUAUGUAUAAGGGCCUUUAUGGGUUUAUCCUUCCAUCCUUCUUAAGUAUUUAGAUGUGGUACCACCAAAAUGCAAGAUUGAACCUAUGCAAGCAGUGGACAGCUCACUGGGUUUUGGAACGUCGUUCCCAUCCCCGUCCCCCCCCCCCCAUUUCUUUUUUUGUUUAGCUCACAGGUUGAGUCUUGUGUAAACAUUCCACCAACUAUAAAUGUAUUUUACAAUUCUCCAUCAGCCAUACAUUUGAACAAACCCCAAGCAUGUCACAUCAUAGGUCAUCGAAACACCUCAACGUCAGACACACACAUGGAUGAAAGUUUGAGGAAUUAUGGUUCUAAUUUAUAAUUAUAUUAAUAUAUGAUUAUAAGUAAUAUAUGUUAUACUUGUGUUAUUCAUACGUAACCAUUACACUUUUGCUGCUGCUACACUUUUGUAGCCACAAACACAUUAUUCAGUUAUAUAUUGUUAUGAAAUGUUUUAAGUAUUCAACAACAAACAUUGAACAGCAGAACUGUACGCCCGACGUGCUGAGCAGCCUGAAAUUGGGCUUUGUGACAUCCUAAAGCUUGAAGUACGAAGUUUACUGGCUUUGGGACACAGAGGCUUUUGACACUCAAUGAAACUUGUAGGCUACUCAUGGCUGUGAACUUGUGUCUUUGAAUGUCACAUUGUUUAACCUGUACCUAAAAAAAGAGAGUUUUGCAUUUUUGUGAAUAGUUGCUUACAUUUUAUAUUCAGUAUUAUUGUUGGUACACUGUUACUCAUUUUUUCCAUUUGUAAAUGUUAUGCUAAUUUAUUGCCGUGUGUCACUUGUCUUGUGUAUGUUUCACUGCAUGCGAACAUGCAAAUCUAGUCUAGUGAAAACAAUGCGGUGGAUGCUUCACAAUCCUGUUGCGGUCUCUGUCAAAAUGUGAGUUUGAAUGUGUCUUACUUGCGACUUUAUGUCAGAGUGCUAUUGUGUGAGUCAGUGCGUUUGUACGUACUGUAUGUUAUGGUAUACUGCACUGUUCUCGAUGGCCAGUGCUCACAAUAAUAAUACUCAAUAAUGUAAAUCUUGUCAAAGGGGAAAUAAAGAUGUUUCCAUAAUAACUUUAACAUUCUCGGUCCCUUGGCUUGUACCAUUGGUGAAUCCUACAAUAUGUAUCAGAUCAUGAAUAAAAUGACUUUA